Molecule: messenger RNA, 2852 nt
Organism: Cololabis saira (Pacific saury)
Lineage: Eukaryota; Metazoa; Chordata; Actinopteri; Beloniformes; Belonidae
Gene: abhd4
Product: abhydrolase domain containing 4, N-acyl phospholipase B
Exons: 9
Coding region: 139-1260 (373 amino acids)
Cellular component (GO): lipid droplet
Molecular function (GO): phosphatidylcholine lysophospholipase A1 activity
Source: RefSeq, a predicted model, not a curated record
CAGGAAUGCACUUGUUACAAAACAUGGAAAACUAGCAUCCAGGGUUUGGGGUAGUUUCAAAACAGAUGCAGGAUAGUGAGUGGUAGUGAAAUAUCGACACACUUUCAGCUGAAUGUAGGAAGUGGAAGCUGUCACUCCAUGGAUCCCAGUCCAACCACAGCUUCCAUCCCGAGCGACUGUGAAACAGAGUUGGAAACUAAAACUUUUAGGUCGAGUUCAAUCUGGAGCUGGUGGCCUUCCUGGCGUCCAACUUCCAUGUCCCUUUUGAAGACUACAGAGUCCAAGAUUCUCGCCUGUAUUCACAAUGAUCUCUGGGCCAGGUUUGUGACCCUUCCAACCCAGGACCGAAUAUGGACGUUGACUGUCACCAACAAGAUGGUGCGCAAACCUGCAGAACAAGCUAAAAAGACUCCCCUGGUGAUGGUUCACGGCUUUGGAGGAGGGGUCGGACUGUGGAUCAGAAACUUGGACGCGCUGAGCCGGUCGCGGCCCGUCUACGCCUUUGACCUCCUGGGCUUUGGGAGGAGUUCUAGGCCCCACUUCCCCUCAGAUGCGGCCGACGCAGAGCAGCAGUUUGUUAACUCUAUUGAAGCAUGGAGGCAGUCUGUGGGUCUGGAGAACAUGAUUCUGCUGGGACACAGUCUGGGAGGAUACCUGGCUACCUCUUAUGCCAUCCAACACCCCUCCAGGGUGUCGCACCUUAUCCUGGUGGACCCCUGGGGUUUCCCGGAGCGCUCCACGGCGCAGGCCCAGGGGGGUCAGGGCGCAGAGGUGGCGAAGAGGCCAUCCAUUCCUCGCUGGGUGAAAGCUGUUGCAGCAAUUUUUUCCCUCUUCAACCCGCUGGCAGUCAUCAGAGCAGCAGGCCCAUGGGGCCCAGGAUUGGUGAACAGAUUCCGUCCCGAUUUCAAAAGGAAAUUUGAAGACCUUUUUGAUGACAACACUAUGACGGCGUACAUCUACCACUGCAACGCGCAGACACCAAGUGGGGAGGUGGGCUUCAGAGCCAUGUCAGAGUCCCUGGGCUGGGCGAAGAGGCCGAUGCUGCAGCGAGUCCAUCUCCUGCCCUCCUCCAUGCCCGUCACCAUGCUGUAUGGAGCACGGUCCUGGAUGAGCAGCUCAUCUGGGGACAGAGUGGCUGAGAUUAGAAACCAGGCUCACACAAAAGUGCUGCUGAUAAAUGAUGCCUCACACCAUGUGUAUGCUGAUCAGCCAGGAGAGUUCAACAGAGUGGUUGAAAAUAUAUGUAAAUCUGCAGACUGAUCCUGCACCGCUGGUCUCCAAGGACUGAAAGUACUGUACAUAAAGAAUUCAUUGUGGUUUGCAUGUGAAGCCUCCUGAAUCCUAAAUGAUGUCGCUUUAAGGCAUAAACAACAUGAGUUUGAAUGUAUUUUUUUUAAUUCUACCCUAAAUGUUAUGUUGAUAUUUGUGAGCCAGUGUAUUUGGUAUCAUCAGGAACUUUAUUUAUAACUUUGUUUAUGUGAUCACACAGAGCAUUAGCCAUUCUUCUUCGUCCAGGUUAUUGUUUUGUCGAAGGAGACAUAUUAUGACCUUUUUUUCCUUUUUCUUUUUUUGAAAGCUGGCACAAUUAUCUGAGAUAUUAAUGACUUUGGUGUGUCUUUGGGAUGCAAUGACUGUGAGAGAUACAACACACACAAAAGAUCUCUUUUUGACCAUGUCUUUACAACUCUGUUCACAUCAGCUUAUUUGAGUGGGUGGAGUCUUUUUCUUUUUUUAAGUUUGUGUUGGAGAGUUUCACUUCCUCCUUCAGAGGUACAAAUAUGAAAAUGAGUGGAACCAAAGAUGGGAAGCUGGAUAAUUCUACUCCGACCCUGCAGGAUCCCGCACAAGGAAAACAGCCCACCUUUCUCUAAAGCUGACACAGUUGACUUGUGUUUCCAUGAACUUUUGGUGACAUUUUUCAGUUCUUCACACUACAGAUUUACAUUACUAAAGCUCUCUUUUCAACCUUGCCUUCUUUCCCUGGGAACAGCUUUAGGGGGUGGAGCGAGUCACGAAGAUCAUCCCCCCAACAAGGUGUCUCUUCUGACAGUGGUGGUGGUGGUGUAGCUUUGUGCUCAUAAAUUCAGGGUUAUAACAAUGCAUGUGCAUUGGUAUGAAAUUAGGCAGCGAUAAAGAAGAGGAAGCUUGAUAAUUCAUACCUCACCUGGAUGUGUGACAUCGUUUUACCUUGCAAAUCUGAACGGCCUGCCAAAUGAUAUGUUUUCAGAUGAAGGUAGAACCAAACAAAGCGUAGAGGUUUCAAGUUUAUAGUCACGACAGACACCCAAACCUUCCUUGAAAUAGCACAAAAAAUGUUAUUUUUUUGUUCUUUUUAUUUUUCUGCAUCCUCGUUUAUCACAAAGUGAAAUAUUUAUUACUGAGCAAUCACAUGGCUACUGAUUGAUACUCUUAACAUGUGCCUGUUACAGUACUGUUUCUUUGCCUCCUGCUCUUAUGUAUUUCUCACUUGUCAUUUAGCUUGUCUGUAUUUUAUACUUUUUUGAAGGACUUUUGAAAAAAGAUUUAUUGGCUAAAUCACCAACAGAACUUCUGAUCAACAAGGCCGAACCAGAACAGGUCUGCAGCAAGUAUCGUUUCUACAAAGUUAGUCAGUGUAGGUGGAACUCAGAUGUUGGUAUUAGGAGCAAAAUUACCUCUCUGUAUCAGAUGUUAAAUUUAUAUGUAUAAUAUUUAUAUAUGUUGAAAUUUACUGUCAAAAAAUGAUCAAAGAGGUAAUUUUUGUGUCUCUUAUUAUAUUCUGGAGCAUGCUAAUAAAAAAAAACCAACAACUGUGUUUUGGGAAUUUUCUUAGUUUUACAGUCAGAUUAAAGUGUCUGUAAAUACGACUUUUC